Anoplophora glabripennis (Asian longhorned beetle) is the source of this 1905-nucleotide messenger RNA. RefSeq names its product zinc finger protein 883-like. The record is from RefSeq and is a predicted model, not a curated record. Lineage: Eukaryota; Metazoa; Arthropoda; Insecta; Coleoptera; Cerambycidae. Gene Ontology annotation, cellular component: nucleus. Bases 44 to 1693 code for a protein of 549 amino acids. Gene Ontology annotation, molecular function: zinc ion binding. The transcript is spliced from 6 exons.
CAGAUAUGUUGUUCGAAGAAAUUUAUUUAUUCUCUAUUUCAAAAUGAACAAUUUGAAUAUUUCAUAUACAAAUUGUUGUCGCACUUGUUUGAGACUGGAACCGGGUGGUACUUCUUUAAAUACUUUAGACAUCGAUAAUAUAAAAAUAUGUGAUAAAUUGUUAGCCUGCGUUUCUGAUAUAGUAUGGUUUAGGGAUGGAUUAUCGAAUAUUCUUUGUUCAAAUUGCUUAUGUACCUUAAGAAUAGCAUAUGACUUUCGAAUAUUAUGUUUACAGUCUGAAAACAGUAUUCAAGAGUAUUUUAACGGAGACAAAUCUAUUAACUAUCAAACACUAAAUAAUUACGUAUCUGAUGCAAAUCACUUGGAGACCUUGCAAACCAUCGAAAAGUGUGUCAACCAACAUCAAAAUACAGACUGCAUUAAUUUGAAACAAUUUCUGGAUGAAAAAGAAUUGCUGAAAUCUGCAAAUCAAGACAAUACAAACAAUUUGAAUAAUGCUCCCGGCACAAUAUUAACUGCGGGAAACAACAAAGGCGUUGAUAAGACUCAACAAAAAAAUGUUAGUACAAGGUCGAUUAAAAUUCAAACUCAACCUUUACCGCAAUAUCCGUCGCUCACUCCGGCAGCUGCCCGUUUGGAAUCCCAACAGAAUAAAACCACUAUUGUUAAAGAAGACCCAUACAAAUUUUCUUGUGAACAGUGUGGGAAGAGAUACUCAAAAAAUUCCAAUUUAAAAAUUCAUAUGAGAACGCAUACUGGAGAGAAGCCUUUCGAGUGUAAAUAUUGCGAGAAAAGGUUUUACCACUCGUCUCAUUUAAGAGAACACAUUCGACGACACACCGGCGAGAAACCGUACCAGUGUUCUAUGUGUUUAAAAAGAUUUACGAUUACUGCCGAGCUAACAGUUCAUAUGAGGAUACACACGGGAGAAAAACCUUAUGCUUGUGAACAAUGCGACAAGCGUUAUAUCAAGGCCAGCGACUUGCAAGUUCACAUGCGCUCUCAUACCGGUGAAAAGCCGUUUGCCUGCAACUACUGCGACAAGAAGUUUUCCUCCGGUUAUAUCCUCAACUCGCAUUUGAAAACUCACACGGGCGAUCGACCGUGGCAGUGCAACUACUGUUCCAAAUCUUUCACGCAAUCGUCUCACCUGACGGUACACAUGAAGAAGCACACAGGCGAGAAGUUUCCCUGCAAAGUUUGCGGUCAGGAAUUUACGCACUCCUCCCAACUAACGGUCCACAUGAGGGAACACACCGGGAAGCAGCCGUAUAAGUGUUCGAUUUGCGAUAAAAUAUGCAACUACGCCUCCGAAUUGCAAAGCCAUAUGAUGAAGCACACGGGGGAGAAAUUCCAGUGCUUAACUUGUGAUAAAAAAUUUACAACGGCAACCUACUUGCAGGAGCAUACAAGAACGCACACGGGGGAGAACCUCUUCUGUUGUACGAUGUGUGACAGGACCUUUACGAGGUCCACGUACUUAGAAAAACACGUUAGAACACAUACAGGUGAGAAGCCUUUCGCCUGUGUAAUCUGUAAUAAACGUUUCACUCAGGCGGGCUCUCUGAACGUUCACAUAAGGAAGCACACGGGUGAAAAGCCUUACACUUGCAGUAUUUGCAACAGGGCUUUCGCCACAUCUACGUAUCUGUCGGGACAUCUAAAGAAGCAUAAAAAAUACACCAAUCUGUAGUCGAAAGACAGUCCGAGCGUUUAUUUUCUUAAAGGACUGAUGACGUAGUUGUGCAUUUAACAACUCGAAUAUUUUUCACAAAUUUAAAAGUCUAGUAUUAUUUAUUUAAUAUUCUUUGUGAUAUUUGUUUAAGGAAGCGAGUUUUAUUAUACUUAUGUUAGGUUUUCACGUAUAGAAAGGUUUUAGUUAAAAAUUGUUAAAAAUUAUUGAAA